Molecule: messenger RNA, 1673 nt
Organism: Frankliniella occidentalis (western flower thrips)
Lineage: Eukaryota; Metazoa; Arthropoda; Insecta; Thysanoptera; Thripidae
Product: adenine DNA glycosylase-like
Exons: 10
Coding region: 112-1620 (502 amino acids)
Biological process (GO): mismatch repair; base-excision repair
Cellular component (GO): nucleus
Molecular function (GO): purine-specific mismatch base pair DNA N-glycosylase activity; 4 iron, 4 sulfur cluster binding; adenine/guanine mispair binding
Source: RefSeq, a predicted model, not a curated record
GCCACACUCUUCAAAUCUGUAAACAACAUAUUUUACGCCGGUGGUUUCGCACGUUUUGAAUACAUUGUCUGCACGUUUUUAAUAGCCUUUUUUCCUCAUACAGUGAUUGUGAUGAGCACACGUGCAAUGAAACAUGCUAAAGGUGUUAAGAAAGGGAAGGGAUCCAAACGGCCUGCAAGCUCCCCAGACAGCAGCUGUUCUGAAAGUAAACGUACCAGAAAAGAAUCACUUGCUUAUCGUGAGGUACAUUCUGUACACAACUUCUCUGUUGAAGAAGCUAAGGAUUUUACUUCAUCUCUAUUAAAGUGGUACCAUAAAAAUAAAAGGGACCUACCAUGGAGAUCGUUGGCAGGAAAUCUUUCAUCUACAGACAGAGCAUAUUCAGUCCUCGUGUCGGAAGUAAUGUUGCAACAGACUCAAGUUGCCACAGUGAUCCCAUACUACACCAAAUGGUUGGCACGCUGGCCAACAUUUCAUCAUUUAGCUCAAGCGUCAUUAAAUGAUGUCAAUGAAGUGUGGUCUGGGAUGGGCUAUUACAGCCGAGCUAAAAGAUUAUGGGAGGCUGCUAAAAAAGUAGAUGGAGAAUUAAACAAUCAGGUUCCCCUGACAAGUGCAGAACUUCAAAACCAAUUACCUGGGGUUGGGAGGUAUACUGCAGGUGCAGUUGCUUCCAUUGCCUUUGGGGAGAAAGCAGCUGCUGUAGACGGUAAUGUGAUACGUGUGUUGUCAAGAGUACGAUGCAUUGGAGCUGAUCAGACAUCAAAGGUUGUUUUAGAUCACAUUUGGAAACUGUCUGAUCAGCUUGUGUCUCCUGAUGAACCAGGCAACUACAACCAAGCCAUGAUGGAUUUAGGUGCUACCAUAUGCACUCCAAAGAAACCUUCCUGUUCAUCUUGUCCUCUAUCACAUAUCUGUCGAGCUCAACAAAGAGUUCAGCAGGCUAAUCCUCUAAAAGAGUUGCAAAUAGAAUCGAAACCUAGCAUCUUGGAUAUUGAAGAUGCGUCCUGUCUUCUUUGUUUGAAAUCAACCUGGAACAACAGCCUGGGCGUUAUGAAUUUUCCACAGAAAUCUAAAAAAGCUCCCCCUCGGAAGGAGGUGACUUUAGUUUGUGUUUUCCAUGUUGAAUCAGAUAAUGGAUACGAAUACCUUGUGACAAAAAGACCCCAAGGAGGUUUACUUGCUGGCUUGUGGGAGUUCCCAAACCUUUUGUUUGAGGGUAAUCGUGAAGAUGAUGAUAAGGAAGAGGAAAAGAAACAACUUGAAAAGACACUACUUCGCAAGCAAUGGGGAGCCAGCAAAUCGAUUAGGCAGCCACAAUAUGUAGCUGAUGUCCCUCAUAUUUUUUCUCAUAUUCAUCAAAUGUAUGUUGUUUAUUCAUUGAAAUUGGACAGCAAAACUGAUAUUUGUUGUGACAAGAAAGAACUAGAGACUGAAUGGAUGAAAUCGGAUGGAAUACUCACAUCUGCUAUAUCUACUGCCAUGAAGAAGGUGUUCAAAACAGUUUCCUCAUCACACGAGACGAUAACAAGCAUUUCAAAAAAAGUGCAGCACAAGUCAAAAAAGGCAAUUGACAAAAAUACUAGGAAGGUUUCAGAUUUUUUCCAGAAGGUCCAAAAGUGAAUCAUUCAUCAACAAACAGAAAUGUGAGUCAAUUAUAAUGAUUGAUUUUUUAA